Nomascus leucogenys (northern white-cheeked gibbon) is the source of this 4358-nucleotide messenger RNA. RefSeq names its product protein phosphatase 1 regulatory subunit 3E (gene PPP1R3E). Bases 347 to 1186 code for a protein of 279 amino acids. Lineage: Eukaryota; Metazoa; Chordata; Mammalia; Primates; Hylobatidae. Gene Ontology annotation, biological process: regulation of glycogen biosynthetic process. The transcript has 4 exons. The record is from RefSeq and is a predicted model, not a curated record. Gene Ontology annotation, cellular component: protein phosphatase type 1 complex. Gene Ontology annotation, molecular function: protein phosphatase 1 binding; glycogen binding.
CCUGUCAGAGGGCUGUGGGCGGGGGCGCCCGGGCCGUGAGGGCCUUGGAACCGGAGGGUGAGAGCCGUUGAGCGCACGCUCAGAGCAGACCGCUAGCAGGAGGCAGGAUGUGACAGUCUAAGACCCUGGAAGCUGACGGCCAGAGGGAGGGAAGGUUGGUCACAGAGGAGAGGCAAAGCAACGGGAGGUGGAGGAUCCUGGAGGUGACUGCAAGGAGAAUACGCAGCAGCGAGGGGCUGCAGAAGCGGACCCAGCGACUUCUGCGCCGACGCGGGGCGAGCGGGAGAGAGGAAGAGAGGGGAGCGCGGUGGCGCUGCGAGCUGGCCUCGCCGGGGAAGGGGCUGCUAUGUCCCGUGAGCGGCCCCCGGGCACCGACAUUCCGCGCAACCUGAGCUUUAUCGCCGCGCUAACGGAGCGCGCCUACUACCGCAGCCAGAGGCCCAGCCUCGAGGAGGAGCCGGAGGAGGAGCCAGGCGAGGGCGGGACGCGGUUCGGGGCCCGAUCCCGCGCUCACGCACCGAGUCGGGGCCGCCGAGCCCGCUCUGCACCAGCCGGAGGCGGCGGGGCCCGGGCGCCCCGCAGCCGUAGCCCAGACACCCGCAAGAGAGUGCGUUUCGCCGACGCACUGGGGUUGGAGCUGGCUGCCGUGCGCCGCUUCCGUCCCGGUGAGCUGCCCCGGGUGCCCCGUCACGUGCAGAUCCAAUUGCAGAGGGACGCCCUCCGACACUUCGCGCCCUGCCAGCCCCGCGCCCGCGGCCUCCAGGAGGCGCGCGCCGCCCUGGAGCCGGCCAGCGAGCCCGGCUUCGCCGUCCGCUUGCAGGCGCAGCGCAUCUGCCUGGAACGCGCCGAGGCGGGCCCGCUGGGCGUGGCCGGGAGCGCGCGCGUGCUGGACCUGGCCUACGAGAAGCGCGUGAGCGUGCGCUGGAGCGCCGACGGCUGGCGGAGCCAACGCGAGGCGCCAGCCGCCUACGCCGGUCCGGCCCCGCCCCCGCCGCGCGCCGACCGCUUCGCCUUCCGCCUGCCCGCGCCGCCGAUUGGGGGCGCCCUGCUCUUCGCCUUGCGCUACCGUGUGACAGGUCACGAGUUCUGGGACAACAACGGCGGCCGUGACUAUGCUCUGCGUGGGCCCGAGCACCCGGGCAGUGGCGGAGCCCCGGAGCCCCAGGGCUGGAUCCACUUUAUCUGAGACGAGGCGCCUGCGGCCGACGGCGGAAAACACCAAAGAAGGGAUGGAAACCCUAUUUUCUUUUCUCCAAGACCAUGGUUGGUCUACUUCCCUCACUCGGGCUCCUUGACAGUCUUCUAGAAGAGAGAAGGAGGAAAAGAAGCAGUUCCUGAUGUUACAAAUGAACAAGGAUCUCCCAGCCUUAGUCUUUGAGAAAAGAUGGCUGAAAGAGAGGAACUCUCCAAGUCAUUCCGCAAACAAAUGCCCAUUUAAACAUCAUCCUUGUGAAGAAAACAGGAAGAAUGUCAUGCACCAUGUGGAUCACCUUCAGUUCAAAGUUGCAGCAAAGUGAACAAAGAAACUACUGGAAGCCACCCAGCAAUGCACUGUUUAGUCAUCAAUUAGGAGCCCACGGGAGGAUAAUAGGGAGACUGGGUGGAGGCUCAGUGUGUAAUAAUCUCUUGUCUGAUGUAUGUGUGUCACUGCCAUGUCGUAUUAACAAUAGUGAGGGCUCACAUUUACUUAACACUUGUGUGCUCAAAUCUGAUUUUUUUUUCUUUCCAGAACUAUGACUCGAUCAUAAAAUCUGUUUUGUUUGCAUGCAUGCCCAAAACAAUCCUAUGAGUAGAACAUUAUCAUUAUCUCUGUUUUAGAGAUGAGGAAACAGGCUCAGAGAAGCUCAGUAAUUUGUUCAAGAUUGCACAGCUAGUAAAUGGCAGAAGUAGGAUUGUGAACCCAGGGAAUCUCCAGAGCCUCUGUGUAACCAUGACGUUAUAUUUUUUUCCUCUUUAAAAACAAAAUUAAAAACCUUGCUAUAAUCUCUUAUUAGGAAAAGAUCAUAGUUUCUGAUUGUGCUCUGCCUUCCCAUCCUGCCAAUCUCCUGGACUGGCUUGGAGAAGACAGGGGGCCCCCAAGCUUCAUCUUUGACUCAAAGGAAUUUGCUGCUGUCUCCUGUGUCAGUGUCCCAUCUGUGCAGGAUCAGCACGGGACCCCCGCUCACCUGCCUACUUACACUCUAGCCUUUCCAUGCAUUGGAGUUCUCUCCUGACCCUAGCCAGCGCUCCACACCUGUUCGUGUGCCACCUCCCUCCCUCUUCCCCCACUGGCCUUGAACAGACAAACCCCCUAGGGAUGUUGCCACUAGGUUGGGUCCAUGACUAGGACACCUGCUAGAGGGUCUGUGCUUGGGCCUUUUCUAGGAAUCCUGAUGUUACUGGGUAAGUGCCAACUCUGUGGGCAGAAUGCUAAUGAUAAUCCUGUUCCCUAACCUCUUUCUCUCAGAAGUACCCUGGCUCACUCUCCCCAAUCUCAGCUUUAUAGAACAACAUUUUGGUCUUGAUUAUUCCCAUAUCGAGAUGCCCCAGGGCUUGGGUAAGCUGUUAGUUUCCCCACUGCCUCAAGACUGGGUCUGGCUGAGCUACUUUCUUAUGCACACAAAUAAUGGGUGUCUCCUUGGAACCUGACGCAUAACUAUCAGUGCUACCAAGGCUUGUAAAAUAGGGAAGAAACUAAUAUUUCUUGAGUGGCUUCUGAGUGCCUGGUUCUUUCGCGGCUCUCUGGAGAGAUUCCUUGUCCCGAUGCCUUUGGUGUGUACUCCUCUCCCAGGACUUCAGCAGAGAUUUUCCCAGCGCCCUGGCUUUUCCUCACCUUGGGUUGGGCUGAUCUGGCACUACCACAAACCCCGCCAUCUGGAAAUCAACCAAGGUUAGGCAGUAUGCCCUUUCUAUCUUGCACUGCUCUUCCAAAACUUCCAUCUGUAUUUCUCACACCCCCAGUAAGCAAAGCUGAGUGUGCCUGGACAGAGCUGCAUCCGCUGCUUUCUCCCAGCAGGUGCAGUCUAAUCUGACACGGGGAACGCUAGGAGUUUAGCGGAAUCUUCAGCCACCCUAUUAAUGUGUUACGCAUUAGGCAUUGUGGUGGAAACUCCUCUGACGGCUCAUGACUAUAUGAAGAGGAACAAUUUGGAAUAUAACAUGUCAGCCGUGGACUGGGAAGUGCCAUAAGAGAAAACACUACCAGGGUCAUAGGCUUGGGUCCUUGAGGCAACCCAGCAGGAACACUGUUGCCCAUUCCUCUCAUCCAGACUGCAGGUAUCUUCCCACACCUACUGUCCCAUAGCCUCCUUCCUGUUUUUUUGUUUGUUUGUUUUUCUUUGUGAAUGUAGAAAAACAUUUCAUUAUGAGCCCUAGCUCCUCAAUUUUCCAUCUAACACCCACAUUCCCUUGUUUCUAACUGCUAUGUUUUUUCUGGAGCCUGCUGGGAUCUUUGCAGUUUGCAGGUCGUAGAAUCAGACCUGAAAAGGCUUCUCUUCAGAUGUCAUUGGCUCCUGGCUCCUUUACAGAUGAGAACACAGGUCCAGAGGUGAGAAAUGACUCUAGCAGGGUCAUAGAAUUUGUUAGUGCAGCUCAAGAUGGGACUUAAACUCAGGCCUCCUGAUCACAUCCCAUUCCCAGGCUAGGAAACAGGCCUCUGCUGGGUGUGGUGGUUCAUACCUGUAAUCGCAACACUUUGGGAGGCUGAGACAGGAGCGUUGCUUGAGCCCAGGAGUUCGAGACCAGCCUGAGCGACAUAGUGGGACCCUGUCUCUACAAAAAUUUUAAAAAUUAGCUGGGCAUGGUGGCACACGUCUGUAGUCCCAGCUACUCGGGAAGCUGAGACAGGAGGAUCUCUUGAGCUCAGGAGUUGGAGGAUACUGAGCUAUGAUCGCACCACUACACUCCAGCUUGGUGACAGUGAAACCCUCCAAAAAAAAAAGAGGUCUCCACACAAACCCGUGAUUUUUCAUGGCAAGGGAUAACAUCAGAAAUGUUUCAUUUUCUUUUAUUAGUUUCCAUUCCUUUCCCCAUCCAGGCAUAAAGAGAAACAAAAGACAAUGAUAAUAUUCUCUGUGUCCUCAGCUUUGGCACUUUUGUUGAUGUUGCUAAGGAGCAGUGACCUUGCUAAAAAGACUGAAUAAUCCACCCACUGAAUAGCUAACCUGGGGGGGAAAUGAAAAUUUCCUAUGUGAAUCUCCCCAAAUCCAUUGUUGUCACCAGGCCCUCCCAGAGCCUCCUCAGUUCCUUCACAGUGCAACCCUGUGUACUUGGCCCUCAACUCAAUAGUAUUGUGCCUCACUUCGCCUUCCAUGGGCAACUGCCCUCCCUUCUGGACAUAAAACCUCAUAUUUUAAAUAAAGUUGAAAUAUGAAAAGAAA